This is a messenger RNA of Acyrthosiphon pisum (pea aphid), 1133 nucleotides long. It is a transcript of the gene Mp20, whose product is annotated as muscle-specific protein 20 transgelin. The coding region runs from base 125 to 679 and encodes 184 amino acids. Gene Ontology annotation, molecular function: actin filament binding. Gene Ontology annotation, cellular component: actin cytoskeleton. The record is from RefSeq and is marked provisional. Gene Ontology annotation, biological process: actin filament organization. Lineage: Eukaryota; Metazoa; Arthropoda; Insecta; Hemiptera; Aphididae. The transcript is spliced from 4 exons.
AAUUUUCGUCCGUCAGCCGAAGCUCGCACAAACGAAUAAUUGUCGACCACUUGUUCCCUCUCGCUUACGCAUAUUUUCAUUUAUUUCGUGUCGUUAUUGCAACGUGUGUAUCCUCGUAAUACUCAUGUCUUUGGAACGUGCCGUUCGUGCUAAACUCGCUUCCAAGCGAGACCCCCAACAAGAGAAGGAAGCCCAAGAAUGGAUGGAAGCUAUAUUGGGAUAUAAAUUCCCCAAGAGUUUCCCGUUGGAGGAAUACAUCAAGGAUGGCCAAGUACUGUGCAAACUCAUCAACGCAAUCAGCCCCGGAAGUGUACCAAAAUACAACACUACCGGAGGACAGUUCAAAAUGAUGGAAAACAUUAACCUUUUCCAGAAAGCCAUCAAAGCGUACGGAGUCGCCGACAUUGACGUUUUUCAGACCGUCGACCUGUGGGAGUGCAAAGACUUCUCUCAAGUGGUGAUGACACUGUUCGCUCUGGGCCGUGAGACAUACAGACACCCAGAAUGGAAGGGACCUUUCUUGGGACCCAAACCCUCCGACGAGGCUAAACGAGAUUUCUCCGAGGAAACACUAAAGGCCGGUCAAACCAUCAUCGGGCUGCAGGCUGGACAAAACAAGGGCGCCACGCAAGCGGGCCAAAACAUUGGCGCUGGCAGGAAAAUCAUCAUCGGCAAAUAAUCACGCCACACACCAUGCACGACCCGACGAGUACCAUUUAAUAUAAUAUAAUAUUAUAAUAAUUUAUAUGAUAUAUUAUGUUAUAUAUGUACACACAUUUAUAAAUAAAGAGGUGCGUUGCGAUUUAUCAUCUCGAGUUUGCAGACGCGGUGUACGUCGUUGUAACUACUGUAAACGGUUAUUAUAUUAUUAUGAUGUGUGUGUCAUAUUAAUAUCCUAAUUAUUAUUAUAAUAAUAUUAUCCGAGCGGUAUGUAUGUAGAUGGUUUUAAAAUAACGUAUGAAUUAUUUCUUAUUAUAUAUAUUGUUUCCACGCGGCAUUAUUAUUAAAUAUCCUACUAUUUUUUUUUUUUAAAUCAAUAACUGUUUUUUACCUAUAUAUAAUAUAUCAUAUUUUUUUUUUGAAUUAAAAAAUAAAAAAUAUAUAUAAUAAAACAAAAGACGAUCAAUGUAAUA